CAAUAAGGUACAAAGGAAUUUCGGCUCGAGCGACGUGGAGCACUCUACAAUGCCUUCAAACUUGCCCAACCUAAGGCGAUUGUUUGUUGAAGCACGAACAGAAGCAGAAGAAAGUGCAUAUUCUCGAAAUGCUUUCUACAAUCUGGUCCUAUUCAUGUCGUCCAUAGCAAUCUUCAGUUUGGCAGCUCAAAGGAUGAACAGCCAGCGAUGAGAUCGAACUCCAAGCGAGGGCAACUUCUCCUCGGUAGGAGGUAGCAGGAGACUCCAGUUAGAGAUGCUUGAGUGGCGAAGACUGAGCAUGCCCAGGGCGAAUGAUUAUGCUUUCAAUCGCACGCGAGCGUGAGGGCAUUUCAGCAAUUAUCGGCAGUAUCUCCAACAGCUUAGUCAAAUGACCCAGGUGUACGACAAGUCAUGCACAACGAGCUUCUUCUGGCCACCUAGCCGCUAUGAUCGAGCGCCAGCCAGCUCGACGACAUCUGGCGACUCACCAGUAGACAGCCAACUUCGGCGCCCGAAGCCAGCUCUUCGACAUACCGAGUUUCGCACCAAGCCAAGUCUUUCGGCAUACGCAAGAGCUGGACCACGGAAUACCAUUGACGAGCAAAACUGGCCUGCUGUGCUCUCGCAAGUCUCUGUCUACUGCACGACUGUCUACUGCACGAAAACAUUGACGAAUGCCGCCAUGGAAACUUUGAUGAACGUUGGAGCCACAAAGAAGUCGGAAUGA
This is a messenger RNA of Sphaerulina musiva SO2202, 727 nucleotides long. RefSeq lists its product as uncharacterized. The coding region runs from base 389 to 727 and encodes 112 amino acids. The record is from RefSeq and is a predicted model, not a curated record. The transcript has 3 exons. Lineage: Eukaryota; Fungi; Ascomycota; Dothideomycetes; Mycosphaerellales; Mycosphaerellaceae.